UAACGGAUUGAGCACAUUGCAUCAUUACUGUGUUGAACCAGCGCGUGCGCAGACGCAAUGAAGACAGCUAUUGUAGUGUGCGCGAUUUUAUACUCUGUGGUCUGCAAUGAGGAGGAUUUCCGGAUAAUUGACUCCAUAGUUCAAGAAAAGCCAUGCUCAUCAGUGGGAGGCAUCUGUACAAUUGCAGCUGACUGUCCCAAGGGCCAUUUGUCUGAGAAGACUGACCUUUGCCCUUCACAGCAAAAGCAGGGAGUGGAAUGUUGUUUCGGUCUGUCCCUCAAAGAAACGAGAUGUGAAAAACACGGUGGAACAUGUAAGAAACAAUCCCAGUACUGCAACCCUCGACUUGUUUUUGACGCUUCGGAUUGCGGCUCAGAUGAAAAGUGUUGUAUCCUUACCUUGUAAUUAUAUACUUGGUCUUACUACAAAAAAAAAGACAUUAAAACUGCGUAAUACGUCUAUCUUUUUAAAUUCAAAAGGUUCAAGAAGAAAUUUGAUUUGAAUUAUUUCUGUUAUUGGCUUAUGGCCUUAUGUUUUGUUUUUGGCUUUAGCAUGUUUUGAAAAUUUGUUUGUAGCUGUGGUUUGUAGUAAGAUCGAAAAUAUUUUACAGCAAUAGUUUAUUUGACAUUAUCUAUUGAAUUAAAUAUUCUUGAAAAUAUA
Messenger RNA from Colias croceus (clouded yellow), 660 nucleotides. RefSeq names its product U-scoloptoxin(19)-Tl1a. The transcript has 3 exons. The record is from RefSeq and is a predicted model, not a curated record. NCBI's taxonomy places the organism in Eukaryota, Metazoa, Arthropoda, Insecta, Lepidoptera, Pieridae. The coding region runs from base 58 to 405 and encodes 115 amino acids.